AUGUCUUCGGUAACGAUUCGUUCUGAACGGUUGGAUUCGUCCGCCGAACCUGGAGAACAGUCUUCAAGAGAGAAUGUCUUGUUUUCUUCUCUGUGGAGUCAGAUCAAAGACUUUGACAAUGCGCUUGCCAAUCCGCCGGACUACUCCAUCUUCAUUGAGAUUGUCGAAGCGUUGAUCCAACACCACAUCCCAUCUAUCGAGUUCGAUAAGCUUGGUGUCGAUCCUGUCAAGAAGACACAACCUUUACAUGGUAUAUUCUCCCUCGGCAGCGGAUUGACAUCAGACGUGAUCCGACACGUUACAACUUACGAAACCAACCACAUCGUGCCGCAAGGAUCCACUAUUGCACUGAAGACAUUUAGACCACACGGUUACGAUAACGCUUCUGGCUCGAAAGCGGCUAGGAGUUAUAGAUGUGAAGUCUACCAAGCUAUUUUACGCGAGAUUCGAUCCUUCUGCCACCCAGCCCUUCGUGGCCAUCCCAACAUUAUACAGCUACUAUUCAUCGGAUGGCAGGAAGAAAGUCGUUUCCCCAUCAUGGCUAUGGAGCUAGGGGAACAUGGCUCUUUGGACUUUAUCAUACGAGAGGCGAACCCUGGGCCUACACCUAUACAGAAGCGACACAUUACACUUGACAUUGCGCUUGGACUUAGAGCUAUUCAUCGCGCCGGGCUUGUCCAUGGGGACCUGAAGCCGGAUAACGUGCUUAUCAAGGCCCAUAACGAUCCUUGCCGCCAACUUACGGCUAAGUUAAUUGACUUUGGGGGCAGCUCUCCUGGUGAACCAGUUCAUUUCACUCCCUUGUGGAGUGCACCAGAGGUGGUGAACAAAGACCACGACAUCGAUUGGGAGAAGGCGGAUGUGUUUUCAUUUGGACUCACCGUAGCUAGUUUAUGGGCAAGGCUAGACGGCGAGGCCAAUAUGGAACCAUCCAGUUCUUGUAUUCUCUCAUGGUACACCAAUAUAUAUCCGGGUGGUUUACUUACAGAAUCUACUCUAUUCGGAAUCAAAAGUUCUCCGAAUGGGUGUAUUCAACUCUUCAACGGCAUUAUGGAGAAUUUCAACACGGGGACAGGAGCACUCGAUAGGUCCGAACUGCUUGAUAUUUUGACACCAACACUGCAUCCCUACUUUUGGCAGCGACCAAAAAUUGAAGACUUAGUUCAACUCUUGGUUUCUUUUGGAGAUAGGAUAGGCCGAGAUAUACGACAGGAAGACAACGUGACAGGGAACCGUUCCACUCAAGAAUGCCCAACGGAUCGAAAAAGCUUUGGAUCUGGUAUGAAUAUCGCUAUGAAGCAUCAAGUCGCACUCAUCAGAGAAUUCAUCUUUGAGCAGCAUUCAACCGUCCUCAAAAAUGCAGGGAGUUCGUUGGUUGGCAAUAUCACAAAUGAGAACCUGGACAUCCCAGAACACGGUUUGAACGACCUUUCUCAUGAUCAGUUCAUCGAAUGCUUACACGACGCUACUGAGCGUAUAUUUACGUCAGCUGCUCUCGGAUCUAAUACUAAGACAGCUGAUCUCGUCAAGAACGCACAAUUACAGAAUCUGGCUUGGUUUCUAGCACAUGUACACUCCAUCGAAGGCAGAUGGCGCGACCUAGAGGAAGCGUCCGAAUGGAUGCGUAUCUCUGCACUCUGCGGGUAUAAGAGGGCCAUUCAUUUCGCUGCUUUAAUGGAUAGAGGGACAACUAAUAGAAUUCCUGUGCGGCUGUAUCUCUCACUACUUGCCCUUUCCCAUUCGAACUCGGCAUUGCAACGGCUUUCUACAGAUUGGCCAGACCACUUCAGAAUUAUACGAGAAAUUAUCCAAGCGAGGCAUCUAAACAACGAGAUUCUGAAAGAAGGGUCAGAACAUACGUUUCCCCUCCAUAUAUUCACGACACAUCGCGUAACACGUCCUGUUGAAGAACCAGAAAUCACUACGCGGCAAGCCUUGGAGGCAGGAUUUAUCACGGAAAUAGAAAAGAUUCUUGAUGGCAACAUUGUAACACCAGACCUGGACGAAAUCCUACCGAGCUUCUUACAUGAGUUGCCGCACUUGGUAGACAAUGAAGCCAGGCCACUUGCAAGGGUCUCUUUUGAGAGGGGAGCCAUGUUGAACAGUCUACUCCCGUGCAAAUCGCCUAUUCUUGGCUGUGAGCCAUUGGAACGAAUUUGUGUUCCGUCGCCUGCGUCUUACUCCUCUCUAUCGUCAGCCAUAAUCCAUGGGAAGGAGAUGCUAGCCAUGGCUAUUUUCUGUCUUCAUGUUGAGGCUGAAACUCCCAUACCUGAUUUUUCAACGGUUCUAUCCCUGAGUUUCAGGUAUCUACAGCACGACAUGGGCGAAGUUUUGCUUGCCUUACUCCGGGAAAAUCCAACAAUGUGUUUUGAUGGUGCCAACCCUUGGGAGAUCAAUGAGUCCUCUCUUCAGGAACUGCUCAUCGUUACGAUGUCUCGCGAUGGUCCCACAGAGUAUGAGCGGCGGGCGAUACAUGGUAGCAAGUUUGAUUCUAAUUACGAGAAAUGCCUACAAAUUCUCCUCGAGGAAGGUGCAGAUCCAACUCAGGGAGUUGGGCAUGGCUGCCCUUUCUUCAAUACACUCAAAUGGGACGACUUUAUCGGACUCAAGUUGUUUCUUCACCAUCUUCAACAAAAUGGCUCUCAUUCUGCUAUCCUUGAUUGUAUAAGGGAUCCCGGGCACACUUGGGUAGGGAGAAAGGUUCUACCUCGAGCAUUGGCUAUGUGUAUUGAGUGCAAUUCUCCCCAAUGCCUCGAACUCCUAAUAGGAAGUUUCCCACACCUGGCAUUUGAGGAGCUUGAGCCAGGGUACACUUUGCUUCAUCAUGCAUGUCUCAUGCAACCCAACACGGAUUUGAUCCGCGUGCUCCUUGACAGCGGCAUUGAAGUAACAACGUCUAGACUUAGGGGCGACUACUUCACUCCACUUUUUGAGGCACUUCGUAAGAGCCACUUGACUGUCGCAGACUUCAUUGCGUCUCAGUGCCCUAACGAUCUAGCCAAACUAGUUAUCAAUGGCCACAUCGACCACAUGGAUGGUUUUCGAUGGCUUGCGAAGCACAAUGGAAUACACUUUUAUGGCCCGAAUGAUAUACCGAUCUGGGCAUACUUAUUCGGUCGACCCAGGCCUCCUAGCCUAUUGGAUCAGAUUCGCGAGGCGGAGCUUCUCAAUUUCUUGCUUGACCUCGACAUAUUUCGGGUUAGAAUCAAUGAGCCUAGUAUACAAGGGAUGAAGGUGAUUCAAAUUGCAGCUACAUACGGGCACAUUGAAGCCGUGAAAGUUCUUCUAAGUCGGGGGGCUGAUGCAAAUGCCCGGAGUGCUACGCAAGGAAUGUCCGCGCUCGACUUCGCCUAUCUUUACUUCGGUACAUCCUGUCCAGAAGGUAUCAAAGCGGCAGGUAGCCUAGAAAUGCAAAAAUGGAGGAAGGAUAUAAAUUCGACUAUAUGCUUAUUACGGAAAUACGCAGACAGCAGUCCCGCGGCAAACUACCGACGGGCUAUAGAGACCAUGGGUUCAUUCGCCCGAGAGCACCUAGUACCUCACAAAUUUUCGUCGGCUGCCCUCUUCAAGCGCCGUCAUUUCCAUGGAGACUGGCCCCAACCAAUCUCAUCAAGUGGUGGCGGUAGCUCAAUGCAACGACCGUUGGAUACUGAACCAAGUUUUCAUAACAUGAUAGGUGGCCUCUUAGAUGAUUUACUUAUGAACUUAUCUGGAAAUGACCUAGGAGAAACACAAAAACAACCCUUUCCUGAAUUUGAUGAAGUACUCAAGGAUGCAUUUUCGAAGGAUGAUUAUAUAUCUACUAAAGCGGACAUGGAAUCCUUCCUUCUAAAACGGAAUGACCUAAAUCGAAAUGAAGCCGACAGGCAAGAUGCUGCGUUCCGCGUGCGCGAAAUGUGGCGGCUGCCACCAAAUUGGACACUGCUAAGGAUCAGGGGAUUGCUAGAAGUGAUCUAUUUCAUUGACAAAACGAACAUGAGAAUCGUGCACGAGAAACCGCCACUCUAUUGCGGCGGGGAGGACGAGACUAGCACAUACGACCGAAAAGGCAAAGGCAAGGACAUCAGUAUUGUACACCAUGACCCAGGCCGUCAGUACUUGGAGCUAUCAAUCUCACCACGGACAACAUCGGACAGUGUCGGUGCCGAAUCAAACAUGUCUUGUUGUUUUGUCAAUAUACAGCCGAACCUCGACCGUAGCAAUCACUACGAUGAUGAAGUCACCACCAUUGUGGGAAGUUUCAUGGGAGAGAUACUUCAUGCUACCAUCGUAAGCGAUGAUUCGGAAAAUCUAGCAGCAUUGAUGGACGCCAUAGACGAUGUUGAGCAAACGGACUGGGAGGGUCUGACUCCGUUACAGCAGGCAGUUAUCCAUGGAAAAUAUGACAUGGCUAAUAUUCUUGUAGCUCAUGGUGGACAAGUGGACCGAAUGUAUCCUGAAGACGGUCUGCUGCCGCUUCACGUCAGCAUCGGGGAUCGGAGCCCUUCUAUUUUGGAGUUGCUCCUCGAGGCCGACGCAGACCCGAAUGGCAAGACGCGGGAUGGGAUCCCCCCUUUACAUUUCUGCCUCUCCCAUCACGACAAGCCGGAAAUGGUGAGAGCGUUGAUUCGGAAGGGGGCAGACGUGCAUAUGGUCGCGCAAAAUACCACGCCAUUGGAGGUAGCGUCGUCUAACGGCCGCGAAAGAAGUCUUGACGUACUUCGAGAAGCAAUUGAGGACGCAGGUAUCCGAACGAGUGGAUCUUCAACGACAUCUGUUGACUCGGAAUCUCGUCGUUCCGAGGAGAGCCCUGGUGCUCAGUCUAGUCAAUAG
Messenger RNA from Annulohypoxylon truncatum, 4812 nucleotides. RefSeq lists its product as uncharacterized. The record is from RefSeq and is a predicted model, not a curated record. Lineage: Eukaryota; Fungi; Ascomycota; Sordariomycetes; Xylariales; Hypoxylaceae. The coding region runs from base 1 to 4812 and encodes 1603 amino acids. The transcript is spliced from 4 exons. Gene Ontology annotation, biological process: protein phosphorylation. Gene Ontology annotation, molecular function: protein binding; protein kinase activity; ATP binding.